AUGAAGUCUGCUGGUCGUAAUGCCAUCCUUCAGGGUCCAAAUGGAGGAACUUGGUCUGUUAAACUCAAAUGUGAAAACUCGAAAGGCAGGUUCCUGCAAGGUUGGCAAGCAUUUGUAACGGACAAUAAUUUGGAAGUGGAUGAUGUUUGUGUUUUCACCUUGAUGAAGGACGUUAAACUUUCUUUCGAAGUUUUUUUGUUCCGCACUACAGAAGCUGCAAAUUGCCGCAUGUCUCCAACAGGGCCUUCCGAUACAUCUUUGAGCGCUGUUGAAGCUGCCAACAAGUUCGUUUCAAGCAAUCCAUUCUUCAGAGUCACCCAUGGUCUGGGGUCAUCCCGUGUGUUGCGUAUUCCAACUAGUUUUUCCAAGAACUUCAUUGAAAAGAAGAAACAAAUUGUGAAACUUUGGGUUGACGAUAGAAUGUGGCAUGUGAACUUGACUGUUCAUUGGCGUAAGGCACUUAAAUUAUCUGCUGGCUGGGCUGCAUUUGCUAAGGGAAAUUGUUUGACAGAAGGAGAUGUUUGCAUAUUUGAACUUCUCGACAGAAAUGAUAUCUCACUGAAAGUCUACAUAUUUAGAUGUUGA
This is a messenger RNA of Pyrus x bretschneideri (Chinese white pear), 585 nucleotides long. RefSeq names its product B3 domain-containing protein REM19-like. NCBI's taxonomy places the organism in Eukaryota, Viridiplantae, Streptophyta, Magnoliopsida, Rosales, Rosaceae. The transcript is spliced from 3 exons. The record is from RefSeq and is a predicted model, not a curated record. Gene Ontology annotation, molecular function: DNA binding. The coding region runs from base 1 to 585 and encodes 194 amino acids.